AGGUGGGGAAAAUGUGAACCGCACGUUUGUGAAAGCUGUAGUAAAUGCUUUAGACUGUUCUGGCAAAAAAGACUCCAAAUAAGCAUUUGUUUGCAGUGCAGUACUUGGAAUCUGACUUUAUUUGAUGACUGAGGAUCUAUCCCCAGUCAUAUGCAAAUAACAAGACAUCGGUUGCCUCAAACGCUGGGCACAGUGCCCCCUGCACACAGCUCCUGACUUUGCUCAGAGACCUUCCUCCCAGUGUGAACUCAUUACAGGAUUCUGGCACGUCACACGAGAAGUCAUUUCAAAACACGGUGGUCUCUCUGCAGGAGGACACAGCGCUCUGUUCCCAUGUCGCCAGCAUUGAAGGACUGACUUAUUCCACCAGCUUGUGCCACUUACUGCUCCCGCCAUGGGACCCUCCGGGAGCAUGCUGAGCGAGGGACAAAUGCAGAUCGUCCUGUGGGGGAGUUUGGCGGCCGUUGCCACUUUCUUCCUCAUCGCCUUCCUCAUCUUUCUGUGCUCCAGCUGUGACAGAGAAAAGAAGCCGAGACAGCACAGCGGGGACCACGAGAACCUGAUGAACGUGCCUUCGGACAAGGAGAUGUUCAGCCGCUCAGUUACUAGCCUGGCCACGGAUGCGCUCGCCAGCAGCGAACAGAACGGGGCUCUCACCAAUGGUGACAUUCUUUCAGAAGACAGUACUUUGACCUGCAUGCAACAUUACGAGGAAGUCCAGACCUCGGCUUCGGAUCUCUUGGACUCCCAGGACAGCACAGGCAAGCCAAAAUGUCAUCAGAGCCGGGAACUGCCCAGAAUUCCUCCGGAUAGCGCGGUGGACACGAUGCUCAAUGAGAGAGGUGUGGAUGGGGACCAGGCUCUCGGGAUGGAAGGACCGUAUGAAGUGCUCAAGGAUAGUUCCUCCCAAGAAAACAUGGUGGAGGACUGUUUGUAUGAAACAGUGAAAGAAAUUAAGGAGGUGGCCGCCGCCGCAAACCCGGGUAAAGGCCACAGCAGCAGGUCCAAGUCAACUUCCGCUUUGAAAGAGCUUCCAGGGCCCCAGAUCGAUGGCAAAGCGGACUUUGCUGAAUACGCCUCGGUGGACAGAAACAAGAAGUGUCGACAGAGUGUGAAUGCAGAGAGUAUUCUUGGAAAUGCAUGUGAUCCAGAAGAGGAGGCCCCACCGCCUGUACCUGUCAAACUCCUGGAUGAAAAUGAAAACCUUCAGAAGGAAGAGAAAAAGGCAGGAGAAGAAGGAGCCAUGGACGGGACUGGUGAAACCAGCAAGAGAUUUAGCUGCUUGUCGUACAAGUCCCGGGAAGAAGACCCCACUCUCACAGAAGAAGAGAUCUCGGCUAUGUAUUCAUCAGUAAAUAAACCUGGACAGUCAGGGAAUAAAUCAGGACAGUUGCUUAAAGCGCCAGAGUCCACGUACACCUCCAUCCAAGGAGCUGCUCAGAGGUCGCCCUCUUCCUGCAAUGAUCUCUAUGCUACUGUGAAAGACUUUGAGAAAACUCCCAACAGCAUCAGUACGCUUCCACCGGCGGGGAGACCCGGCGAGGAGCCUGAACCUGACUACGAAGCAAUACAGACUCUAAACAGAGAAGAGGAAAAGGCCAACCUGGAGCCCAAUGGCCACCCUGGUCGUUUCCCAAAGGAGAAUGACUACGAGAGCAUUGGCGACCUACAGCAGGGCAGAGAUAUCACCAGGCUCUAGGAACGCAGAAGACAGCUCCAGAUAUCACAUGACCAGCCCGUUGGGGACAUUUCUUCUGUGGAAGCUAAGAAGCGACAUCAGCCUACACUUUAUAUGCUGCUUUAGUAAACUGAAGACAACUGAGCUGAAGAUUUGGUGACUGUUUCCCAGCUUCAGAAACACUGCGGUACACACCUGCCUGCACGCAAGUGUUGCCCCUGCCUGGUGGGGGCACUGGCACACCCAAGCACAUCUCCCUCAUGCACCCCGCCCUCUGGAAAGCUCCCAGCUGUCAGUGGGUUCGUCCUGUUGGUGAGGAAAGCCAAGAUGUAAGGAAGAGAUCUACUCAUCAAGAACCACACCUCCACCUGCCUAAAAUACUGCCAUUCCGAAGAGCCAGGAUUUUCUUCCUUUCUUCCCUUUCUGCUACUAAUGUUAAUACGUAUGGCUUUUUUCCCUUUGAAAUCUUCCAGUUCCUAAUGGUUCAUUCCAAGGAAAUUCUCCCAUAAGGCUUGGUCAUUGCCGUCGACGUAGGUGUUUCAAGACGGUAAGAAACUGUGGUUGCUGGUUCCCGUCAGCUCGCCAGUCCUCUUCAAGGAGCUGCAACCAGGCAUCGGAACCCUGGAUAGGAUUGGGGACGGCCCUUGAGUUUCUUAGGUCUUCAGUCCUUCUGAUUUUGGCACUCCACGUCAGCAGCCUCUCCCAAAGGACUUGAAGUCAUUUUUAGAUGUUUUGUUUUAUUUUUCUAGCCAAAAAGGUUUUUUUUCCCCAGUAUUUGAAACUCUUCAGAGCCUUUUCAGUAUUUUCAAUGAAUAUUGUGGUACUUCUAUGCUUGUUUUAACCCAGAGCUCAUUCCUCCGAAACAGAGAGCCUUAAUCUCUGUGUUGGCACACAGACCACACAUUUGGAUGGCAGCCAUCACGUCCAUCUCUGAAGGGCUGUGGACUUGAAUGUGUGUUUCUGAUCAUCUCUGCUGCCACACCACCAGUGUGGGAUUUCAUAAGUGAACUGCUACCCUAAGGUAAUCUAUCUACAAUUAAAAUAUAAACAUUUAUUUUUGUUAUAUAAAUUUAUAAGAUGUUUUAUGUUUAAGACCUAAUUUCUAGAAAAUGCCGGAAAAAAUGUAUAUUAACUAUUUUGAUUUUAUGUACAAUGAUUUAUACUCUCAUUUUGAAAAGACACCAUAAAGCACAUAAAGUAGAUAUUUACAAGUAGUUGUUAAUUUUUUUUCUAACCAAGUGUUUAAAACAUUGAAGGUUUUUAAAGACUCAACUUUUCAAAUGGUACUUGGAGCUCCCGGUCAAAAUCAUCUGGCUCACUGGAGAAAUAAGUAGAAUAACCAGAAAUGAUCAUUUUCAGUGGUUUGUGGUGGGCGAUAUUAAAGUAUUUGAAAUGGUCAAAAUGGAAAGAAGAACAAAAUAUGACUAGGGCUGACUGAAUUAUUAACCUCAUGAAACUAUUAUAAUUCCAUUAAGGUUUAGUCACAUUUUAAAGAAAACAGUGAUGAAUUCUGAAAUCCAGUGCUUGCAAAUGCAAAUUGCCUAUUGAGAUUUUUUUUUCCUCCAUUUUACAAAAAUCAGUGGCUGAAAUAACUCUGAUUAAGAGCUCAGCCUGGUCUGAAUUUAAUCAUCUCUUUAGAUCUUAUAAAGCCAACAUUGGGAAGCCUGUUCACUUUUCAUUUUAAAGGGAACCUGGCUGAAGUGCUAUUGUAUGGUGUAGGCUACAGAAAGGGAGCUUGUCCUACACUGAUAAAGGAAAAUAAGAGGCAAUUAUUCCAUACCACUGUGACAUCUGUGACUUUUCAGAUUGAAUAAUCUUGCUGUUUUCACUCGUUAUGACUAAGAAUGCAGUCGGCAGAAUGAAGCCUCCUGAAAUUUGUGAUUUGUAGGGACCAGCUCAAUGGCAUGUUUUUUCCAUCCCUUGCAUUCAGGGUUCAGUGUUGUGACUGCUCUGUGACAUGUUUCUGAAAUUGUAAGGUGAGCUGUGUUGGGUCAAAGUGAUUGGCCGCCAUUAUUUUUCAAUCAGCCUGGUGUCUCCCAUGAAGGCUUCAAGUUGAACAAGUUGAACACACUUAGAAAGCACAACAUCAUUGAUUAGAAUACCCUUGAAUUAGGGAGAAGUUUAUCAGGAAAAUGGGAGGCCCUCGCUCUCUGAAUUCACAUCCUUCAUAAGCGCCAUUUUGCCUGGUGAUUUCGUUGCUGACUGUUAAUGAAUUUGACGUCAUGGGAUUCCUCUAGUACAUGGUGAUAGCUGUGUCACGUUGCACACCUGGCGUUCUGCGUACUGCGGUAACGUCCUCUAUGGGCACCUGCCUACUCAGAAGUUUUAUUCUAUUUCUUUUAAUGUCUUACUUAUUGCCAGGGAAGUGAGUAUGAUCUCUGAAGUCUAAAACCAUUUCUAGAGAGAGAAGCUCCUUAUAAAUAGUUGUAUCAUCUUGAAAUUUCAUUAUCAGAAUUUCCCCCAGAAGUUUUGAAAUAAAGGCUGUGCAAUAUAGCCAUAAAAUAUGCACUGAAAUAGCUCUCUUGAUUUGAGAACCCAUGCUAAGAAUAAGUUGUGCUAUAAAGUGUUAUUAGUGUACUUUAAAAGGAACCGUAAGGCCCUCCAGGACAAAUCCUGAAAGAGUAAGUGAUAGCAUGGUCCAGGAGGGCUGGGGCAGGAGAGUCGGGGUGAACUCCAGGAGGCGGCUCUGCUCCUUAGACCAUUGGGUACUUUACUCAAAUGUGUUUGCUGAUGUAUCGUCACUGUUUUGACCUCAUCAUACAGCAUUUCAUAAAUGUCAUCGCAUGUACUUCGUUCUUUGAAAAUCUGUGCUGGAAUCUUUGAGUUGGACAAAACCCUGUGGCUUCUUUUAAAAAGUUUCGUCUUGAGCUAAAUGCUACACAGUUUAAAUGUAUGAAAGAUAAUUAUCAGAAAAAAGAAUUUACUGUAUCUUUAAAAUUCAACUUUGACAUCCAUAUCAUGAUUCAAUUAUAAUAACCUAGAUUAUGUGAAAUGAUACAAAAAGGUAAAGUUCUAAGAAAACUUUUUUGUCUUAUAAAUCAGAAUUCUAAACAUCUUGCCUAAAAGUAGGAUCUUUGUUUUUAUUCAGAUGUUUUGAAAGUUUAGAAAAGUUUUUUAUCCUACUUGUAUUAUUUCUCAAAUAUAGUCAGCAGGAAAGUGUAACCUGUUUUAUAUGAAAUGUUUGAGGAAAUUUUAAAUUCUAGAAGAAAGUUAUUUAUGCAAAUAUGUUGGCCACAUAUAUUUUUUUCCUGUCCUGCACUGAAUUACAUCAAGUCUAUUAAAGCUUUUAAAAGUACCACUCUCCUUUGUGGGAAAAAAUCCCAUUACUGAUUUAUCUGCCCUCAAAAUCUAAAAGUUAAUUCUAAUUGAGUGCUAAAUUAGCAAUAGGUAGUCAACACAAAGAACUAAAAUCUAACCUCAGUGUGUCACUGUAUCUAUUUCUCAUAUUUGAUUUUCAUUUUUCUAAUUAGAGCAUUUACUUUAACCAGUAACAAACUAUAUAUAUAAUAUUAUAUAUAUGAGAUCUAUAUAUAAUAUUAUGUAUAUGUGUGAUAUAUAUACACAUACAUAUGUACAUGUGGAUAUCUAUAAAGUUGUUCUGGUGCUUAAUUAAUGAGGAUCCAUCCUAUUACGUAUUUUGAAUGUUUAUCCUACUGGUGUGAUGACUAUUUUCAUAAAAGCAGAGUAGAAGCAACAGUUCUCCAAUAGUUUUCAUUUGGUAAUUGCAGGAAAACCUUCUUAAGUUGCCCUCAUUUAAUUUUUCUAAUUAAUACAUUCAUACUUUUAAAUUAUGUCCAUAAUUUUCUUAGCUGAAAAAGAGUGGUAUUUUAAAAUAGUUUUCUUAUCCAUGUGGCUCGCUGCGUCUUCAACCUGACAGGGGAAAAGGUACCCAGGUGUCCUUCUCAGAUAGGUGUUCGAGAAGAGAUUUGUCCAAAAGCACAAGAGCCACGUGAGCCAAGAUGGAGCCACAGCAAGGUGACCCCCACCAGGCAGCAGAAGCAGAGGCCCAGUGUCACGUGGUGGCAUUUUAUUUCACUCUCUUUGGGAACCGCGAGGUUUUCCCACAGACUCGACAGGCAGUGGAGUAGUGUGAUGUGCAAACCAGCGGCUCUGAGAUGAUGACAUGGCUGUAGUCAGAAAGCUUCCGUUCAAGACUGAAGUAGGAUGUUGUAAAUGAGCAAUGGCAUUUUCUUCAGUGCUCCUUGUGAUGGUUUCUCUGAGUCCGUGUGAUCUGAGGAUGCCAUUCUUCUGAAAGUAUUGAUUCUGGUACCCAGCCAACCCAGCUUUGGCAGCUAGAAGCACAGUAGGUACUGAUGGCUAUUUCCUGGAAAUCUUGACAGGCUUAUUGUACUGUGUAAUUGGGAAAGUUCAAGUGUAGUGUUGGUAUUAAUAAGUAACUGAUGUGAAAAAUAGGAACAUGUGUCUAAGAAUAUCAAAUAUGGCUUUUUUUGCAGUGAAUUCUAAAUUUCUUGUCCUUCUAGUAGUAGUUUUUUGCUCUGCGUUGUACCCUUUCUUAAAUACAUUAUUCUUGACAGCGGCAUUAGAUAAGUCGAACACACUUAGAAAGUGUUUGACUUAAAGAGAUCAGUCCAGAAACCAUGAUGAAUUAGAGUCUUCAUCCGGAAUUACCAAAGUAAAUUUAAAAAAUUGUGGUCGGGAAGAGAACAAAUAUUCAUAAGUGGGUUUUGUUUUUCCUACUGCUCAUUUUGAAGUCUGUGUUUACAUCCACUCUCUAAUAUUUACAAAGUAAUUCAUUGUUUUUCCAGGUUCUUAUUUUAUUUAAGAAAUAGUAGUUCAUAUUCCUCUUAAUGUCAGAUGAAACGAGAAAUACAAUUUUUGUUGUGAAGGCAGUUUUUUUAAAGCAUUCAAUUUGGUAAUCAUUUAUCUUAAUACAGUUAGAUUAGAUUUUUCUUUGCUCGCCAUUUAUAUACUAUGGAUUUUUUUUUAAAUGUCUUCUGCUUGGUUUUUAUCUCAGUCACCUUGCAUAAUGGAUUAUAAAGGCUGGUAAUUGUCAUUCCUCAGAUGCCUGUAUGUUAAAUUGACAACAGUAAAAUGUUUUCAUGUUGUUACCUUUCAAAUA
Molecule: messenger RNA, 6758 nt
Organism: Equus quagga
Lineage: Eukaryota; Metazoa; Chordata; Mammalia; Perissodactyla; Equidae
Gene: PAG1
Product: phosphoprotein membrane anchor with glycosphingolipid microdomains 1
Exons: 6
Coding region: 395-1699 (434 amino acids)
Biological process (GO): negative regulation of T cell activation; intracellular signal transduction
Cellular component (GO): membrane raft; plasma membrane
Source: RefSeq, a predicted model, not a curated record